Molecule: messenger RNA, 453 nt
Organism: Theileria orientalis strain Shintoku
Lineage: Eukaryota; Apicomplexa; Aconoidasida; Piroplasmida; Theileriidae
Product: nucleoside diphosphate kinase
Exons: 1
Coding region: 1-453 (150 amino acids)
Biological process (GO): UTP biosynthetic process; GTP biosynthetic process; CTP biosynthetic process
Molecular function (GO): nucleoside diphosphate kinase activity
Source: RefSeq, a predicted model, not a curated record
AUGACUGACGAGAGGACUUUUGUCAUGGUUAAGCCUGACGGCGUUCACAGGAACUUGAUCGGCGAGGUCGUAAAGAGGUUUGAGAACAAGGGUUUGAAGCUCGUCGCUGCCAAGUUUAAGGUUCCCUCAAAGGAGCUCGUCGAGAAGCACUACGCGGCCCACGAGGGCAAGCCCUUUUUUCCCGAGCUCGUCGCCUUCGUCGGACAGGGCCCUGUGUUCUGCACGGCUUGGGAGGGCCCCAACGCCGUCAAGGUUGGAAGGUCGCUCCUGGGAGUCACGAACCCCGUGGACAGCGCCCCCGGGACCCUCAGAGGCGAUUUCGGACUCACGCUCUCGAAGAACCUCGUCCACGCCAGCAGCUCCCUCGAGGACGCUCUCAGCGAGUGCAACCUCUGGUUCUCCCCCGAUGAGUUUGUGAGUUGGACUCCCAACGCCGCCAAGUGGGUCGUAUAG